Molecule: messenger RNA, 1995 nt
Organism: Oldenlandia corymbosa var. corymbosa
Lineage: Eukaryota; Viridiplantae; Streptophyta; Magnoliopsida; Gentianales; Rubiaceae
Source: the annotation of a GenBank genome assembly
AUGGUCACUUAUGAAGACGGCUUUGUUGAGUCAUUGAGUCUUAUGAAUGGUUUAGAGGUUGAUGAUUCGAGGACGAAUCCUCUUAAAGAAGGAGGGGAUGAUGAGAAUCAUGUAGCCUUCCAUGGUGAUUCUCCUAGUGAAGGGAAUGAGCUAGUAUUUUAUUCUAGUUUUGGAAUGCCAAGUUUACUUUGUAGGCCAAUCAAGGAAGAAAGCAUGGAUCUUGACUACCUAUGUGAUAGGGAGUUGGUUCAAGAGAGCUAUGAUCAAGUUGAUGAGAAUGUCAUUAACUUUGGGGUUCAAACCCAAGGAGAUGAUUCACUCAUGGAAAUAAGUGCUCAAGAGUUUCAAAGGAAGUUUGACUCUAGGUGCUCCAUGAACAUCAUUGAUCAAGCUAGAGAGAAGAAUCAUUUAGAAGCACUUGAUUCCAUAACAAUUGACAUCAAGAUUAUUAAAACUGAUGUUGCGAAGAUAUCUCUGAGACAACCGAUUAAAGCCACAUGGACAUCAUCUCAGGAUCUCAAAUUAAAGGAAGUCUUACUUGCUCUUUUAACUCAAAUUCGUGGAAAGCUUCCUGAUGAUUAUCUUGAGAAGACUAAAGGUGAUUUGGUGCAAGCGCUUUGGCGUUCUUUGAAACGCCAUAGGUAUCUCGUAUUUUUGGAUGAUAAAUUGCAAACUGUUAAAGGAUUACCUCUCACAAUCGUCGUUGUGGCUGGAAUUUUAUCAAAUACAAAGCAAGAGGCUUCGAAUGAAAUUCUUGAAAGUUUAAGGUCCGGCAUCAUCUCCAGUACAGAGCAAUGCCACAAUGCGAUAGAGCUAAGCUACAGAUGUUUACCAGAACAUUUGAAGUCGUGUCUCCUCCUUUUUGGAGUAUAUCCAGAAGACCAUGUGGUUUCUGUCAAGAGGUUGAUUUGGUAUUGGAUUGCUGAAGGGUUUGUUCAGAAAUCUAAGUUAAAGAGCUUAGAAGAGGUUGCGACAGAUUACUUUAAAGAAUUUGAUUGCCCGAAGCUUGGUUAUGGAGACCCAAAAAAGCUCCAGUGGAGGUGUUGGAUAUUGAGCAAGUUGAAACUUGAAACCAGCCUUGGUUUUCCUAGUGAAAUAGGACUUCUAGUCCAGUUGAUAUUUUUGGCAAUCCAAGUUACUUAUGAACGUGUCAGUCCAUCGAUAGGUAACCUUUCUAACUUAGAAAUUCUGAUUCUUCGUGGACAAAGUGGUGUUGUCUUUCCAAAAACAUUCUGGAAUCUGCAAAAACUGAGGCAUCUGCACCUGACCUCAAUGGGAUCUGGCAUUGAGUUGCGAGUUAAUGAUAAUCUUGAUGGCUCCUCCAAUUUGUAUGAGCUAGUCAGUUUUUCUACCCUAAUAAGUCCCAACUGGAGCAUCAUGGAAAAGCUAUUGAGAAAGCUUCCAAACAUCCGCCAGCUACGAUGUGAACUCUAUGGAUCUCAAGUAGACCCCAACCCCAGUAUUGGUCGCAGUCUUAUGUCCUUCUCAUUCCUGAGUCGGCUGGAAUCACUUCAUUUGUCAUUUUGGCAGGGUUGCACCAGUUGUUCCGAGCUUGUUUUCCCGGAGAAACUUAAAAAGUUAACUCUGUAUGGAGGUGAGUUUCCCUGGGAAAAAUUCAAACCUGUUGCACAAUUACCUCAUCUUGAGGUACUCAAAAUAAUUGAUGACUAUUUUGUUGGGGAAACAUGGAACGUGGAAGAAGGGGAAUUCCCGGAACUUAGAUUUCUUAAGUUGCAAUCACUGGAGUUUGUCAAGUGGACAGUUUCGGAUGGGUACGAGUUCCCCAACCUCCAGAAGUUGGUGCUACAACAAUGUCGUUUGCUGGAAGAGAUUCCUGUUGAGUGCUCGCAAAAUACUCCAACUCUUGACAUGAUUGAGGUCUAUAAUUGUCUGGACUGCGUUACAGAUUCAGUUGACCAAAUCCGAGAAGCGCAGAUAGAUUUUGGGAAUUCGGGUUUUCAGGUUCUUGUGCGUUCUCAUAUUGAAGUGGAGUGA